GUUUAAUUAUAUUCGAUUUCACACAUGUGAGUUGACAUUGAAAUUCCUAAUCUACCCAACCUUACAAACACAACAACCGUUGCAACUUUCGUUUAUUCACUCACACAAGAAAUCUUACACGAUCUCACAAAAUAUAACAUAAUGCUUGACGUACUCGUCUCGUCCUCCUGCCUUUUAGAACACACGAUGACACGAUCUCUUCCUUUUUUAAGAUCUUCUUUCCAGUAUCCUGAUAAGUCUAAAUCUCCAAUAUCUCUAGAUAUCUUCUUAUCUUUAUACAUUGUACAAGAAAACCUUUUCUUUAUUUUCUUGUUUAAUAACUUCAUCCAAUGAAGCAGUGGCCGUCACAAAUCAUUGUAUUCAGAUAUUCACGCCAUAAAAUCUUGUAGGUAAAUAUUUUCACGUCACCUUUUGACUUGCGCAUGUGAAAACUUCGUUGAACACUUUGUUCUUGUGCUACAGAUUCCAUGUCUUAACAAUCUCCUAUUUUUAUGUAUGACAAUCAAGAAAUAUGCCCAUAAAACAAGAACACAAACCACUAUGCAAGCACUAACAUGUAACUCAAGACAUGAUUCAAAACUACAAAACUUAAAACCAUCGUAUCUGAGACUUGAGACAUAGCAAGGACAUAACUAAACUGUUCAAGAAUCGUAUUAGUAGUUGCACACAUAUGCUCAGUCCCAAUCACAUGAUAACAUACUUUCCAUGUCUAACUAACCCUUCAAAACUCAUGAUUUUUCUUCCCAUGCUUGAGUGCAUAAAUACAUAAAAACCAUUCAUAAACACUUACAUGCAGGAUAAAAAAUCCCCCAUGAGAAAUCAGUACUCGCUUGACAUGUUCCAUAUGCACACCUGUUUCUUAAUUCACACACUUAAACCAAACAAUUAAACCAUGCCGAUCAAAUCAAAGGAAAUGGGUACAUGCCAAGAUCUGUGCAACAUGAUGAACUAUUUCCAGCGAUCGUAACACAUGCAGUUUGUACAAAUGAAAUUUUGAAGGAAUUUGAGUAUGAGAUGAACAUGUUUCUUUGAGACUAAAAAAACUGAUGCUAGUCAGAUAUUAAUAUGAGUUUUUAAGCACACUGGCCUGAGCUGAGAUGUCAUGAAGAGAGAAUGACUUUCAUGAUUUUGAUAGAUAGUGUUAUUCUUGGAGUUUUAUUACAGAUGAAAUUACUUUAAAUAUGAAUACCCUUAGAAUUGGUCUAACGUAAGUACCGUUGGCGAAAUGAGAAAGCAAAGCUCAGUUUUGUAGAGGCUUCGAGCUAAUGUAUAUACAAAAUUAAAUAACUAAUAAGCUUAGCUUAGAAGAUAAGUAGUAAAACACUUAAAUCUUAGAAUAAUCAAUAAACUGAGUUGAGGUUAAAAUUAGAGGAGAAGAAACAAAAAAAAAGAAAAAGAAAACAAGAAAAGCGUUGACAAGCUCAUAGUUCAGCCGAAACCAUUAUCGUAUAUAUAAACCCAAUGGGCUAAAAGACUGAAACAGAUUAAUCAGCCCAUACCUAACUAAAUUCUUUAGGCCCAUAAGACAAGAUACGACGUCGUUGGAUACCGUCGGUGUCGGAGUGGAGAAGCAAAAACAAGGAGGACGUUGAAACCAGAUUCACAUGGCCCCCUCUCCUUCCUCCCUACUUUCAAGUCCCAAGUGUGAAGCUGCCAUAAUUUUCGCUCUAAUUAAAAAAAAAGUAAAAUAAUAAUUAUAAUAUUUAGUUUACUUUUCUGCAAAUUGAAGGGACGCACGAUUUUUAGUGGCAAUCUCACAGCUCUCUCUUCUUCCUUUCCCUCCAGAUCUAAAUCUAAAAAUAUAAAAAAUCUCUACUUUUUCGGAAAAAUUGUUCAUCAUUCUUCAUUGUUCCCAGAAGAAGCAAAAAAAAAAAAACGAAAGUUCACAUUGUUGAGGAGGAAGAAGAGAUGUUUAGAUCAUCGCCAAGAAGAGGACAGAGAUCAAAGGGGUUCAAGGUGAAGCACUGUGUGCAGCUGACUCUGUUGAUUGGUGUUGGGAUAUGGUUGCUUUAUCAAGUGAAGCAUUCUCAUGAGAAGAAAGCUUUGUUUGAGACGAGCGCAAAGGCUGUUGUUGGUGGUGAGAAAGCUGUGAAGCUUGGGAGGAAAGAUCUUAACCCGGGCGUUGUCGUUGAGGAUGAAGCUGUGAAUGUUGAUAGGGGUUUUAAUGAUAGAGAGAUUGAGACAAGAGAUGAUAAGAACGAUGAGGUUGUGGAGGGAGGAGGUGAUGAGAAUAAUGAGAAGGAGAGUGCAGAAAGCAGCGAGGUUGAGGCUAAGAAUGACAAUGGUACCGGUACAGAAGAGACUGAGAUUGAGGAGAAGAAAGACAAUGGUACCGGUACAGAAGAAAGUGAAACUGAGGAGAAUAAAGACAAUGCCAAUACAGAAGAGAAUGAGGAGAGUAAAGAGAAGAGUGGUACGGAGGAGAGUGAGAUUGAGGAGAAGGACAAUGGUGGUGGUACAGAAGAAAAUGAAGAGAAGAGUGGAACUGAAGAAAGUGAAACUGAGGAGAAGAAAGACAAUGGUGGUACAGAAGAGAGGGAGAUUGAGGAGAAGAAAGACAAUGGGGGUAGUGAAGAGAUUGAGGAGAGCAAAGAGAAGGGUGGUGGAGAAGAGAAAAUAGAGGAAGUGAGUGAUGAGAAUGAAGGGAAGGAGAAGAAGGAUAGUGAAGAAGCAAGAGAGAAUAAUUACAAAGGAGAUGAUGCUUCUAGUGAGGUGGUUCAUGAGAAGGCAGAUGAGAAGGUGCAAGUGGAGGAAGACAAGACCGGAGAACCGGAAGACACUGUUAUCAAGAGUGUUUUGCCGACUGAUAAUGAGGGAAGCAGCAGUGAUGAGAAGAACACUGGUAAUGAUUCGGAUUCCUCUAGUGAGAUUAAAUCUGAGGGUGAAUCCAUGGAGAAGAAUGAGAAGGUGGAGAAGGAAGGGUUUAAUGAUUCUAAUGGCGACCUGACUGAGUCCAAAGAAUCUUCUGGGAAGGAGGAUGGGUCAGGGUCUAGUGUGAAGACAGAUGAGGAAGUAGAAUCUUCUGAAGUCUCAUCUCAAGACAAGGAAACGGAGACAAAGGAGAAAGAUGAGUCUUUGUCCCAAGAGGAACUUAAAGAUAGAGUAGCUGAAACUAAGGAGAAAGAAGAAUCUUUGUCCCAAGAGGAAAUUAAAAAUAGAUUAGCUGAGACUAAGGAGAAAGAUGAAUCUUUGCCUCAAGAGGAAACUAAAGACACAAAGGAGAAAGAAGAGUCUUCUUCUCAAGAGGAAACUAAAGAUGGAGAAACCGAGACCAAAGCUAAGGAAGAGUCUUCGUCUCAAGAGGAAACUAAAGAUGGAGAAACUGAGACAAAAGAGAAAGUAGAAGAGUCUUUGUCUCAACAGGAACCUAAAGACAAGGAAAUUGAGACAAAGGAGAAAGUAGAAGAGUCUAAAGAUGGAGAAACUGAGACAAAGGAGAAGGAAGAUUCUUCGUCUCAAGGUGAAUCUAAAGAUGGAGAAACUGAGACAAAGGAGAAGGAAAAGUCUUCUUCUCAAGAGGAAUCUAAAGACAAGGAAGCUGAGACAAAGGAGAAAGUAGAAGAGUCUUCGUCCCAAGAGAAAAGUGAUGAAGACAAGGAAAGUGAAAAAGUUGAGAAAGAAGAAGAGUCUUCGUCCCAAGAAGAAACUAAAGACAAAGAAACUGAGACAAAAGCAAAAGAAGAAGAGUCUUUGUCCCAAGAGAAGAAGGAAGACAAUGAAACCGAGAAAACUGUGAAGGAGGAUGAAUCUUCUUCUCAAGAGGAAACCAAAGACAAGGAUUCUGAAACAAAGUUGAAAGAAGAGUCUUCUUCCCAAGAGGAAACUGAGACAAAGGAGAAAGAAGAUCCUUCUUCUCAAGAUGAAACUAAAGAGAAAGAAGUGGAGACAAAGGAGAAAGAAGAAGAGUCUUCAACCAACAAUGAUUCACAGGGAAAUGAAAGUACCGAGAGUGAGAAGAAGGAAGCAGUUGAGGAAAUAGAGAAGAAGAAGAGUGAGGAAGACACGAGUGAAUCUAGCACAGAAAAUAGCAAUACUGAGACUGAACAAAAGCAACCAGAGGAGGAUACUACACAAAAAGAGACAGAGAAAGAGGAAAGCAACAAGAAUGGUGGUGAGACAGAGGUGGUGGUGACUGAGAACGAUCAGCAACAUUCUGACAAUAGUCUUCCUCAAGAAGUAAAAGAUGUUCGUACUGAUCUUGAAACUCUUCCAGAUUCUGGUAAUGGAGGAAACAGUGAUAACGUUGCUGCUGAGUAGAUCAAAAUCUCUCUCAUUGAUAUGUUGUUUAGUAGAGAUUUUUGAAUUUGUGUCAUGUAAUCUGUUGUAACCUUUCUUUUACACAUAUGGGCUGUAGUCACAUUUAUUUUAUUGUUUUCUCAGUUGUCUUUAGAAUCAAAUUCUUGAGACUUCAUUAUCAAUGUUGAUUAAACGUUUUUGUUGUAAGAAGAAUUUGUUGGAUCUUUGUUUUGUGUCUAUGGCCAAGUCAGUCUAUGGUGUUGUCUU
Messenger RNA from Brassica rapa (field mustard), 4503 nucleotides. Its product is annotated as myb-like protein X. NCBI's taxonomy places the organism in Eukaryota, Viridiplantae, Streptophyta, Magnoliopsida, Brassicales, Brassicaceae. The record is from RefSeq and is a predicted model, not a curated record.